CCAUCGUCUCUCGUCCUCCGAUGUUAUUCCUCUCGCCCGCCGUUCGUCAUGCGCAAGCAGCUACAACAGAUCGACGACGAGGGAGUGCUUCAUGCGAAAGAAAGCGAGGGGCCCCGCAAAGGUCUGGACCGCUGGCUCUUGCUCAUCCCUCUCACGCGUGCUGAUACACCGGCAUGUUCCUUUUGUCGUCUUCGGGUAACGCCAUGCAUCAACUGCGCCUGUGGUUUAGAUUUUUUUGCUCGUGACGGAGCGAAUGAUCCCCCUCCAUCCCCCGCCCCUUUGAAUCGCAAACGCUGCCCUUCUCGCGGGCAGGCAAUGCAGCGAGCCCGUUCUUCAAACUCGCAACCGCUUGUCUGCGCAGGAACUGCUAAUCAAACGAGUGCCAUCACGAGUCUGGGCGCAGUGCAUGGCAGAGGACGGUGCAAGAAGGCAAACGAACCUGGAGUAUCCCAAACGGCCGACAAGCCAACCCGGCGACAAACACAAGGACGAGGUGCGGCGUUGCCCACCUCCUCCUCGUCCUCCCCAUAGUUUCUAAUUUACCCCGCAAAAAGGAAGGGAAAAAAAAGAAAAAGAAAAAGAGACUGAUAAAGCCGCUGAAGAUAGAACGUGACAGCU
Molecule: messenger RNA, 618 nt
Organism: Colletotrichum navitas
Lineage: Eukaryota; Fungi; Ascomycota; Sordariomycetes; Glomerellales; Glomerellaceae
Exons: 1
Coding region: 49-531 (160 amino acids)
Source: RefSeq, a predicted model, not a curated record